AUGGCCCACACAUUUUUGAAACGUUGUGGAUGUAAAGAAUACGAUUUAUUUUUAAAAAAUAAAGGAAAGGUAUGUUGUUAUUUUAAUUUUUAUAAAAAGGAAAGUGUUCAUAACAAUGUAGUAAGUAAUAUAAAUAAUGAGAAUGAUAAGAAUCAUUUUAGUAAAAAUAUGAAUGUCGAUUAUGAUAAUAGUUGUGUUAAUAGUUAUAAUAAUGAGAAAAGAAAAGAUAUAAUUUUACAUAAAUCAUUUAGUUUGUUACAAAAUUGUAAUGUUAAGGAGACGAUAGACAUAUUAAAUAUAUAUAUAAAAUUAAAAAAUGAAAACAUAGAAUUUUUAAAGAAUAUAUGUUUGAAUUUAUUAAUGAAUAAAGAAAAGAUAAGACAUAUGGAAGUUUUGAUUUUGUUAAAAAAAUUUUCUGUUAUAAAAUGUAAAGAUUAUUAUUUAUUUUGUUAUUUUAAAGAAAUAUUAAUUGACAAUAUGCAUGUAUUUAAUUUUGAAGAAUUAAUAGAUAUAUAUUUUUGUUAUACAAAUUUAAAUUAUUUCGAUUAUAAUUUUUAUUUUUUAAUUGAGAAAAGGAUAUUUCAUAAUUUCCAUAAAAUCGAUAUAAAAAGAUUAAUUAUGUUAAUACAAUGUUUUAAUAAGAAGCGAAUAAUAUCUAGAAAUUAUAUGACUAUAUUAUUAUAUAGUAUAUCAAAAAAUAUGAAUAAUAUGAAUAUAUUUGAGUUAUGUGUUCUUUUUUCAUUUUUUAAAAAAUUCCAUAUAAAUAAUACAAUACUUAUAAGUACUUUAAUUCAUCGAUUUAAUUAUCAAGUUACUAUAAAUGAAGCGCCUAAAUAUAUUUCUAUGUUUUAUAAUUUUUUAUCUUAUGUUAAACGAAAAUGUGUUGAAAAUUAUAAAAUGUUCCAAGAAAACAAAGAGUUGUUACAUAUGAUACAGAAUGGGAAUGAAAUAUUUAUUACUAAAAAAAAUUUUGAAUAUGAAAAUGGGGAAAAAAUUUUAAAUAACAAAUUAAAGGAAGAAAAUAAUAAAAUACAUAAUGAUGUAUUUGAUGAUUCUGAUAAAAAUUUGGUAUUAUUUUCUAAGGAAUUAAAAAAAGGAAUAGAAAAUACAUAUAUAGAACAAUGUGAUGAAUUAGAUAAAAUAAGAGAAAAAACAAAUUAUAUUAAAUAUAAUCGUUACAAUAUGAAUAUAUUAUAUAUAAUACAAAAUAGCUUGAAAAACAUGGAAAUAAUAACUAGGAAACAUAUAAAGAAUAUGAAUGUUAUGUCAUUGUGUUUAUUAUCAUGUUCUAUAUCUCAUAUUAAUAAAAAUAAAUAUAUGCUUGAACAGAUUGCCGAAUCCAUUGGUAAGAAUUCAACAAAAUUAUCUCCCGCAUUAGUUAGUUCUUUUUUAUUAUCUUUUAGUAAAUGUGGUCAUAAACAUGGUCCUUUAAUUUAUUAUUCUCUUGACUUUUUUUAUAAAUAUUAUAGAAUUUUUGAUAUGAAUAAUAUUGGAUUGUUUUGUAAGGCCUUACAUCUUUUUUGUAUAAAAGAAAAUGAAUUUAUUGAUAAACUCAAUAAUUAUAUGAUAAAUAUAAAAAAUACAAAUAAUAAUAUUAGCAACAUAAUAUUUGAUAAUAUGUCUGGUGAAAACCAUCACGUAGUAUGUACAAAUAAUUAUUUUAAGAGUGAUGACCAUGGGGAAAAUAAUAUAACAAGUGAUGAUAUAAAUAAUUUAUGUUAUCAUAUAAAGAAAAAAUUAGACAAUGAUAUGAGCAAAUUAUAUUAUGAAGAUAUUAAUGAUUAUUGCCACAAAGAUUUAUUAAAUAAUGAAAAGGAAAAAAACGUCGAUAAGAAGAAAAUAAUAAAUAAUUUGAAUAAAAUAAAAGAUCACAAAUAUGUUAAUUUUAGUUAUAUUGAUUAUGAAAAUAUAAAAAAAAAAAAUUAUUAUAAAAAUAAUUUAUAUAAUAUAAAUAAUAAUAUUGGAUCUAAAUAUAAUAUAUAUAUAAAUAAUAUUGUCUAUAUAUUAGAAUAUUAUGCUUUUUUAUUAGUUAAUAAUAUAAAUAUAUUAAAACUUUUAUGUAAUAUAUUUAUAAAUUCAGAACUAAAUUAUAUAUUAUAUUCAAGAAUAUUUUAUGCUUUUUAUAUUUUACAAUUCAACGAUAAUAUUAUUUAUAAACUUAUACAUAAAUUUAUAUUGCAUCAACCAUUAUAUGAAGUUAUGUAUAAAGAAAAGCAUAUCAUAAAAAUUAUAGAAGCUCUUAAAUAUUAUGAUGAUAACAAAAAUGAAGAUAAAAACAGUGACAUUUAUUUUUACGUUUUACCAAAGAAGACAUUUUCUUUUAUUUUUAAUUUUUCAAAGUAUUUCUUAACAUAUAUUUUUUUGAGAAAAAAUGAAAAUUUUCUCAAAUCAUAUUUGUAUCCUAUCAAAACUCUCCCUUUUUACAAUGAUGAGAGUAUAUAUCUCCACGUGUCUUGUAAUUUAUUUAAUAAAAGAUUAUAA
This is a messenger RNA of Plasmodium reichenowi, 2481 nucleotides long. RefSeq lists its product as hypothetical. Lineage: Eukaryota; Apicomplexa; Aconoidasida; Haemosporida; Plasmodiidae. The transcript has a single exon. The record is from RefSeq and is a predicted model, not a curated record. The coding region runs from base 1 to 2481 and encodes 826 amino acids.